AUGCCGACCUCUGCAAUUAUCCACACAGCCGUCUUUACUGCGGGAGCCCUGGUUGGCGGUGGUAUUGCUGCUGCCAUUAGCAGUAAAAGGAAUGCAUCUGCUGCACCUCAGCCGCCCCCACCAGCCAAACCUGUCAUUGAAGUCGAUGGUGGUCGCGCAAAGGUAUCCAAUGAGGUUGCGGUCGUUUCGACACAGAUUUUACCGCCUGCUCUCAGAAAUGGGCACCCAGAUUUGUUGGUACGCAGAGCUUAUGUCGCCGGGUACGAUCGCCGCCUGAGGCAUCCUUCAUGGACCGCAGAGCACAUUACGAAGGCCUCACUUGCACCUGGCUCAUCUGCAGACUCUGGCCCUGUCGACCGUUCAAAGUCUGCUUUCAUCGAGGACGAGUCGAUACCAUCACCCUUCCGAGCCAAGCUACAAGACUACUUCAGAAGUGGAUAUGACCGAGGACAUAUGGUACCUGCCGCCGACGCGAAGUCUUCUCAGGAAGCCAUGGAUGAGACCUUCCUCUUGACCAACAUCGCACCUCAAGUAGGGGACGGUUUCAACCGCCAUUACUGGGCUUAUCUCGAGGACUGGUGCCGCCGCUUGACCAACACCUUCCAAGACGUUUACGUCUUCACUGUGCCUCUUUACCUUCCCAAACUUGACCCAGACGGCAAAUAUCGCAUUACUCACGAAGUUAUUGGAUCCCCACCUAACAUCUCUGUGCCAACCCACUUCGCUAAAGUCGUGCUGACCUCCAAGCCUUCUUCCCCAUCGACUCCCAACAUUCCCGAACUCUCCCUGGGUGCCUUCGUCCUCCCCAACGCAGUCAUAAAAGAUGAAGCACCUCUGGAAGGCUUCGUUGUGCCAGUGGAGGCCGUUGAGAAGGCCGCUGGUUUAACACUGUUCUCUGACCAGAUCAAGUCGGGCGCCAAGCAUAUUUGCAAAACCACCAAGUGCGAGGUCAUCGUGCGCCGAUUCGAUGACGCCCGCAAGAAUACCAAAGCUAUCGCCACACCCAAGAAGUAG
Coprinopsis cinerea okayama7#130 is the source of this 1014-nucleotide messenger RNA. RefSeq names its product mitochondrial nuclease. Gene Ontology annotation, biological process: apoptotic DNA fragmentation. Gene Ontology annotation, molecular function: single-stranded DNA endonuclease activity; metal ion binding; nucleic acid binding. Gene Ontology annotation, cellular component: mitochondrial inner membrane; nucleus. NCBI's taxonomy places the organism in Eukaryota, Fungi, Basidiomycota, Agaricomycetes, Agaricales, Psathyrellaceae. The transcript has 6 exons. The record is from RefSeq and is a predicted model, not a curated record. The coding region runs from base 1 to 1014 and encodes 337 amino acids.